GAAUUUUAUGAACCUCGUUGCCCUACUGCCUUCCAUUCCACUUGUACAACAUACAAAGUCUGCCUGCUCCUCCAUCCACGCUCAACAAGCUCACGGCCACCCGAGCCGACCAACCAAACCAACUUUCUUACAUCAGAACUCAUUCAACUUUCUCCUCACACAUAGCAAUAGUUGCUCUUCGUCCUCGUCUUCCCUGUUGUUAUUUAGUUUUGGAGAAAGCACCACGGAAAACGGACCCGCUCUGCCGCUGCCUCCUCCUCUGCUGCUAUUUUACUGCUGCUGCUACUGCUACUACCUGUAGUUCUUCGGUAACCUUCACUUACUUACGUGUACCUUACUCGUCGUCACAAUUCCUCUCUGCCUGUCUCACAAGCCACGAUCACCAAAAACUCGCCCAGAGCUAGUUGCUCGCUCAGAAUUGCCAUUGUCUCACACAACCCGCGACUCACUUACGCAACCCCUCAUGGUCCUGCUGGCCAGGUAGAGUAGGAAAAAGAAAAUAGUAGACUAAAUAACCAUCAAAGUCUUAUCCUAUUGCCAAAAAGGUAGUAAAAGUUGAUUGGAUAUCUACCUGAAUUCGUAGUAGUGAAAGCUAAAGAGAAAAAAUAUUCCUAGAAGAAAAAUAACACAUAGUAUUACCGACUUCCUUACCUCUGAAGUUGCUAUUUUCGUUUUUGUGUGAUUAAUCGUGGUCAGUAAAAUAGGCGGUGUGACAACAACAAAAGCAGCUAAUUAUUGAAUCAAUCAUUUUCCGGAUAAGCAGUAUUUUAUGAACAUACAAGAAAAAUAUUCGUUAACCGUGCCACUACAUACACUGUGUGUGAAGAAACUAAACAGAGCUUGAAUUUACAUAUACACCUUACAACAUAGAGUUUAUGCGAGAGGAGGGGAGAAAAAAGCCAUCAGUGAAUUCUCAAAGUCGGCCUUGAAAUAAAUAUUUACUAAAUUGAGCAACUUUUAAUACAUAAAUCCAUGUCAUUUUAAUCGUUGUGUAGUGUGCUCGUUUCAUGUCGUGUUAUUUUGUCGUCAAGUCCAGUCGAGUUUUUACUUUUACCCGAGUUGGUUCUACUUUCUCUCGCGUUCUCCGGUGAAAGUAGUUGAAGGGCUGCUGCUGAGGAGGAUAAAUUACGGUCGUAUUAGGCCACAGUGAGAGGGAAAAAAGUAGGAAAAGAAUCGCGCCGAGAUGUUUCAGUCCCCAGGUCCAUUUGUCAACUGCCACUUGAGAUUAGACAGCAAGAGAGAUUACUACCCGGGGGAUGAAGUGAAAGGCCAGCUCAUCAUCGCCCCCUCGGAUAUCGUCUACUGCCACGGGAUCUACGUCGCGCUAGAGGGGAAGGCGGUGGUUACCUUUAAAUCACUCGGUGAAACUAGGACGAAGGAGGAGAAAGUCGUUCGAGAAGAAUGUUAUGUUUUGGGCAAAAAUAUUCCUCACGCCGGGGUGAAGAAGAUGCAGAUCCCCGUCGCUACUCAGGAGUUUCUCUUCUCGCUAAAGUUUCCAGCGAACGUACCGUCAUCCUUUCAUGGAAAGUUUGGGAUAAUCGAGUACCAAGUAGUGGUCUACCUUAUCCGCUCGGACACUUAUCACGUGAGGCAGACGGACCGCACGAUAAAUGUGAUGGGGACUCUGGAUCUUCAAGUGGAACACCCAACGACUCUGGAACCCAAGAAAUUUACUCCUUCCUCGAAACGAAAGCCGUUCAAAGUCACGUUACAGUUGGACAAGAGUGGUUAUCUCCCGGGGGAAAAGAUGACUUUCACCAUAGAAGUGUUCAACCCUGAAGAACUCGUCGUGGAGGAUAUCACUCUCACGUUCGUCAAGAAAGUGGUCUACAAAGUGAGGGAAACCAAGUCCGCCAAAGCGACGUUGGCCGUAUUGAACAAGUCGUCGAUGGACCAGGUUACCCCGUUUGUUUACACUGGGACAGUCACGGUCCCAUCGGACUUAUAUCCAACCCAGUUUGGGCGACCCAUCGAAAUAAUCGAGUUGGGCUAUUUCCUUCAGAUCGUAGUGAGCAGUCCCGAAACCACGCUGGCGAAGGGGGAGCUUACCAUUAUCGUAGGAUGUCACGCCCGACCUUACGAUCCCAGCAAGCACGGGUCUUCUCGCGGCGGAGAAAAUCAUGGACAUCACCACGAUCUGAGUCAACAGAAUUCACGCGAGGAUCUGAUCAGACCUUCGACUACGGGGGGGUUGGGGCAGAGUGGCGGAGGUGGCCGCAAAAUGGAGAGUCAUGUCACCGAUUCCUCUCGUCGUGGCUCAGCCUCCGAUCUGCCAGACAUCGGGCUCGCCUUUUCUCUCCUCUCUUUCCUCCCGAUGACCAUGAAAAGGUCCACAUCGAUGGAAGCAUUACGCGGAGAUGGAAAGGCUCCUCUCGCCAAGGAGUGUUAAGCAAGAAGAAGGGCAGAAAAAACCAGAAACUUUCGAAAACAAUCAAGUCAAGUUUUUUUAAUGUUAAGGCUAACAAAUAGUCACUUAUCGAUAAUGAAUGUGUAUAAAAAUAAGAACAAAACACAGAAAUGUUGAGGUUUCUCAAGCCAACGAAUCAUACUGGGAGUAAGUACGUUAAAGUAAUUACUAACCUAAGUAAGUCGAAUUAUUACACCACACAGUGAUUUAUUUACAAAUAUGUAUAUAAUUAAGGUUAAUUCUUUAAUUAAACGUAAUUAGGUAGGUAUCCACCACCAUGAUAAGUAAAUAAUUGUGUGUACUCCGACACUCUUAUUAUCGUCUAUUUAUUAUGUAUGUACAUUGUACCUAGAUAUGUAUCGUAUGUCAAAAAUGAGUACGGAUUGUGCCGAACAAACGCCCCUCCGUCAACUCGGCCUUAUUUCUUGAAUAUUUACAAUUUACGAUAUCUUCAAAAUUUCACAUUUUCACAUUAUAUUUGAAAUUCCAUUGUCCAAAUUCAAGUAAAAUUUUCUAUAUAAAAAAACGUAUUGCACAAUCUUAUACUCAUUGCCACUACUUCUUCCUUCCUCUUUCAGAUAUGAAACUAAAAACUAAAAAAGUACUACAGAUAUUUCAAGAUAAGUAUUACAGAUAAGUGUGAAGAAAAUAUAAAGAAAAUUUACAUAUAAAUAUACAAAAACUCGCAUGUAUUUAACAUGUUCGUUCGUGUACAAUGUGUCAAGACAACUUUUGCUUUUAAUCUUAAACAUUAUUAUGUGACUACCGGCUGUGAUUUCUCUAUCAAAGAUUUUCCUGAGUAUUUUAUUCCUUAUCUCUGAAUGAAUUACGAUAAAAAAUAACUUUUAUGCCUGAUUGAGACUGCUUCAUAUCUCUGUUGAGAACCUGCGUUUAUGUAAUUCCUAAAAUGACACACGGGUAAAGGGUAAUAAUUCGUACACAACGAUGGGCUUGGCUGAAUGAAGGUUAAGUAUUUGAAAUAUUUAUUAAUUUGCUGGAAAUAAUGGUUUACAUUUUCGUCUCCUCUUUAUUCAUGGCUGGUCCGUGAAAAAUUAACUUUCAUCUUAAAACUAUAAUUAAAUACAGUGUAAUAAAUAUUGCACCGCGUUCUAAGAAAGAAUUGUGAACAUUGCUGUGAAUAAAUUGCUAUAUACGCUUGUCUGCCUAAAUCGCUUGCAAUGCACUGCUUGCUCUGCUGAAAUAAAACAGUUAUAAAUAAUAUGUCUUUUUAUGCAAUAAGCAAAAAAUACUUGUGUCCCAGAACGUAUAUCAAAUUCUAGUAGGUCAUAAUUUACAUGCACGAAGCGUAAUUGCAGCAGCAGGUACAUGUGUACUUAAAUAUACACGAGUGUAUCUAUAUUUAGGGUGUACUUACUAACUCACUUACCUAAAUGUCAACGUAUGUAUAAUAAUAAUAACGCUAUUUAAUAGUCCACAAAAAUGUGUCCAUGUGAUCAUUAAAUGUUUAACGGAAACAAAACCAAAGGAAACCUCUCACUUCCAUUUCACUGCAACGAAAGCACGAAUAAAUACUUUCAUUUAAUUCAGGCCAUGGAGAAAAAAUGGCUUAUUGUGUACAAUAAUAAGAAUUAAAAUCAAUAAAUAUGAAGACUAGGGUUAACAAGACGAGGAUAAAUUGCUUGGAGGAAUAUGCACGCAAAUAUUUAGCCAAUUCAUCACCGUAUCCGUAUUAAUGCUAUAUAAGAAAUUUGUCCUAAUGCUACAAAAAAUAUGAAGAAAACUUAUAUAUUCCGUAUAUGUAAAUACUGCUUAAACACAAAUCUGUAUUACCUGCCGUAUUUUUUUCUUUUCUUAAUAUUAAAUAUCCAGCAAACUAUUGCACUUUACUGCACGGAAUGCUUUUUAUAAAUAAA
Folsomia candida is the source of this 4281-nucleotide messenger RNA. RefSeq names its product arrestin domain-containing protein 5. The coding region runs from base 1184 to 2389 and encodes 401 amino acids. Gene Ontology annotation, cellular component: cytoplasm. Gene Ontology annotation, biological process: protein transport. The transcript is spliced from 10 exons. NCBI's taxonomy places the organism in Eukaryota, Metazoa, Arthropoda, Collembola, Entomobryomorpha, Isotomidae. The record is from RefSeq and is a predicted model, not a curated record.